This is a messenger RNA of Ochotona princeps (American pika), 1115 nucleotides long. RefSeq names its product glutathione S-transferase zeta 1 (gene GSTZ1). Gene Ontology annotation, biological process: L-phenylalanine catabolic process; glutathione metabolic process. Gene Ontology annotation, molecular function: maleylacetoacetate isomerase activity; glutathione transferase activity. NCBI's taxonomy places the organism in Eukaryota, Metazoa, Chordata, Mammalia, Lagomorpha, Ochotonidae. The record is from RefSeq and is a predicted model, not a curated record. Bases 3 to 854 code for a protein of 283 amino acids. Gene Ontology annotation, cellular component: cytoplasm; mitochondrion. The transcript has 9 exons.
GCAUGUCGGGGCCAGCAGGGUUCACGGAACUACAACUCCCAGCGGCCCGAGCGCGGGGGCGUGGCCAGGCGGCGGGCCGGGUCCGGAGCGCAGGCAGCGACCCAUGGGAGCCCGGCCCUCGCUUCGACCCGACCGGAGCCGCGCCUCCGACGCCUCCUUCUUGUCCGCGGCCUCGGUCAUCGGCCAAGUUUCCCGGUGUGGAAGAGGGAUUUCCCGAGCCCAUUCUCUAUUCUUACUUCCGAAGCUCCUGCUCAUGGAGAGUUCGAAUUGCUCUGGUCUUGAAAGGCAUUGACUAUGAGACGGUGCCCAUCAACCUCAUAAAGGAUGGCGGGCAACAGUUCUCCGAGGAAUUCCAGGUGCUGAAUCCCAUGAUGCAGGUGCCAGCCCUGAAGAUUGACGGAUUCACCCUUGGCCAGUCCCUGGCCAUCAUCGAGUACCUGGAGGAGACCCGGCCCAACCCGCGUCUCUUGCCUCAGGACCCGAAGAAGAGGGCCACCGUGCGCAUGAUCUCCGACCUCAUUGCAGGUGGCAUCCAGCCCCUGCAGAACCUGUCUGUCCUGAAGCAAGUUGGAGAGCAGAACCAGCUGCCCUGGGCCCAGAAGGCCAUCAGCUCUGGCUUUACUGCUCUGGAGCAGAUCCUGCAGAGCACCGCUGGCAAGUACUGUGUGGGAGAUGAGGUCUCCAUGGCUGAUCUGUGCUUAGUGCCUCAGGUGGCAAACGCUGAAAGGUACAAGGUGGAUCUCAGCCCAUACCCUAUCAUCAACCGCAUCAAUAAGACUCUGCUCACCUUGGAGGCCUUCCAAGUGACACACCCCUCCCGGCAGCCAGAUACACCUGCUGAGCUGAGGGCCUAGGUCCCAAGCGCUAUCCGACUAGUACAGGAACAGGGAGAAGGGCACGGGAAUGGAGGCUGGUGGUCUGCAAAGGCCCGGUAAGGAAUGAAGCCCUGACCAAGAAGACUAGGACUCAGCCCUUGACCUUGAUCUGUGAUGCUGGAUCUACCAUCCUGUGUCUCAGCACCUGUCAGCUGUCAAAUGCAGGCAGCGUGGAGUGAUUGUGGGAGGAGGGUGGGUGAAGGGUUCUGUCUGUCAUGGUGCAGUGACAAAGCCAACAUG